AUGGGCAAAGCCAAGUUGGCUUCUCAGAAACUUGGUGUGCUCUGUAGAGCGGGACAGUAUUUCACGUCGCGCCAUCGCCUCAAUCUUUAUAAGGCGCAAGUCAGGCCGCAGAUGGAAUACUGUUCCCAUCUCUGGGCCAGGGCACCCCAGCAAUACCUCCUUCCAUUUGACCGCAUUCAAAGGAGAGCUGUACGACUCGUUGGCGAACCGAGUCUCACCGAUCGGCUUGAUACUCUGGCGUUGCGAAGAGAUAUCGCUUCCUUAUGCGUUCUCUACCGCAUUUACUAUGGGGAGUGCUCUGAGGAAUUGUUUGGAACAUUACCCACCGCUGAGUUCCAUUACCGCACAGCCCGCCAUAAACAGAAAUACCACCCUCACCACCUUGACUGCUGGCGGUCGACAACUGUGCGCUUUAAACGGAGCUUCUUUCCGCGAACAACAGUCUUAUGGAACCAGCUUCCUAGUACGGUAUUCCCGAAUGGUUACAAUCUGGGGACCUUUAAGAAGAGGCGUAUUCUUUCUUAA
Colias croceus (clouded yellow) is the source of this 525-nucleotide messenger RNA. RefSeq lists its product as uncharacterized. Lineage: Eukaryota; Metazoa; Arthropoda; Insecta; Lepidoptera; Pieridae. The coding region runs from base 1 to 525 and encodes 174 amino acids. The transcript is spliced from 2 exons. The record is from RefSeq and is a predicted model, not a curated record.